Felis catus (domestic cat) is the source of this 2317-nucleotide messenger RNA. It is a transcript of the gene FMO4, whose product is annotated as flavin containing dimethylaniline monoxygenase 4. The record is from RefSeq and is a predicted model, not a curated record. NCBI's taxonomy places the organism in Eukaryota, Metazoa, Chordata, Mammalia, Carnivora, Felidae. The transcript is spliced from 10 exons. Bases 403 to 2100 code for a protein of 565 amino acids. Gene Ontology annotation, molecular function: N,N-dimethylaniline monooxygenase activity; flavin adenine dinucleotide binding; NADP binding.
UUUAGCCCUCCCCUCAUAUCGCGGAAGUAGCAAGCCCUUGUCCCACACAACUUUUCAUCCUCAGUGAGGACGAUACUCUCUGCUGUCACCAGCAAGACUGGAAACAGAGAACUUGAUCAAAGUCUGCCAUUCCUGUGUUGUUGUUUUUCUUUUAGAACAAAGAGUUUGAGAUGCGAAUUUUUUUUUAAGGCAAGCACUAUCUUGUCUAUUUGCUUUGAGAAAUAAGUUGUCAGAGUAUCUGCUCUGUGCCAAUAAGACAGAACACAGUUGAGAUCUACCAACUUCAGCCUUCUACCUAGUAGCCUAGAAAUUCCAGUGUCCUCAUUGGCAGAGGCCAUUUACUUCUGUUUGAAAGCUGUCUACAAAUCCUACUCCUCACCCCAAAGGAAGCUACAGGGUGCCAUGGCCAGGCGAGUCGCAGUGAUUGGGGCGGGUGUGAGCGGCCUGUCCUCCAUCAAGUGCUGCUUGGAUGAGGAUCUGGAGCCUACCUGCUUUGAGAGAAGUAAUGACAUCGGGGGACUAUGGAAGUUUACUGAAACUUCUAAAGAUGGGAUGACCAGGGUCUACAGGUCAUUAGUGACAAACGUCUGCAAAGAGAUGUCAUGUUACAGCGACUUCCCCUUCCAAGAAGAUUAUCCAAAUUACAUGAACCAAGGAAAAUUUUGGGACUAUCUCCAAGAAUUUGCUGAGCACUUUGACCUUCUGAAAUACAUUCGGUUUAGGACCACAGUAUGCAGUGUCACGAAGCGUCCAGACUUCUCUGAAACUGGUCAGUGGGAUGUUGUCACAGAGACAGAGGGAAAGCGGGACCGAGGUGUCUUUGAUGCUGUCAUGGUUUGCACUGGACAUUUCCUGAAUCCUCACUUGCCUCUGGAGUCCUUUCCUGGUAUUCAUAAAUUUAAAGGCCAGAUCCUGCACAGUCAGGAAUAUAAGAGCCCAGAAGGCUUUCAAGGCAAACGCGUGUUAGUGAUCGGUCUUGGGAACACUGGAGGGGACGUGGCAGUGGAACUCAGUCGAACGGCAGCUCAGGUACUUCUCAGUACUAGAACUGGUGCCUGGGUUAUCCACCGCUGUUCAAAUGGGGGUUACCCCUAUAAUAUGGUGAUUACAAGAAGAUACCUUAAUUUUAUGGCGCAAGUUCUGCCCUCGUGUGUACUAAACUGGAUUCAAGAGAGGCAAAUGAAUAAAAGAUUUAACCAUGAGAAUUAUGGACUAAGUAUUACAAAGGGGAGAAAACCAAAAUUCAUUGUGAAUGAUGAACUGCCAAUCUGUAUCCUCUGUGGGACGGUCACUAUGAAAACCAGCGUGAAGGAGUUCACGGAAACCUCUGCUGUCUUUGAAGACGGAACAGUGGAGGAAAACCUCGACGUUGUGAUCUUUACGACAGGAUACACAUUUUCUUUUCCCUUCCUUGAAGAGCCUCUCAAAAGCCUUUGUACAAAGAAGAUAUUCCUGUAUAAGCAGGUCUUUCCUUCAAACCUGGAGAGGGCAACAUUAGCUAUCAUUGGCCUCAUCAGCCUUAAAGGAUCCAUCUUAUCAGGCACAGAGCUCCAGGCACGUUGGGCCACAAGAGUAUUCAAAGGACUCUGUAAGAUACCUCCGUCUCCAAAAUUGAUGGCUGAGGCUACAAAAAAGGAGCAGCUCAUAGAAAGGGGUGUGAUGAAAGACAUCAGUAAAGACAAACUUGAGUACAUCACCUACAUGGAUGACAUUGCCGCAUGCAUAGGCACAAAGCCCAGUGUCCCAUUUCUGUUCCUCAAGGAUCCCAGACUCGCUUGGGAAGUUUUCUUUGGACCGUGUACUCCUUACCAGUACCGCCUAAAGGGACCUGGGAAAUGGGAUGGAGCCAGAAAUGCCAUCCUGACCCAAUGGGACAGGACACUGAAACCCUUAAAAACUCGAAUCGUCCCUGAUUCCACCAAGCCUGCCUCCAUGUCACAUUAUUUAAAAGUUUGGGGGGUACCUAUCCUACUUGCCUCUCUUCUGCUGAUCUGUAAAUCUUCACUUUUUCUGAAGUUGGUGCAAGAAUUUCCUCUUACCAGUAAGUAUUUGGUGAGGAUGAAUCUGAUUGGUUACAAGGGUUGUCCCGAGCCAUAUUAAUUCUAUCUCCAAAUAUUUGUGCAUCCCUCCUCUCCUCUCCAUCAUAACCGCUAUCUUUCAAGUUCAAGUCCAGUCAUCUCUUACCUGAAUUAUUAUACUUACUGCCUUCCUCUCUAGUCUCAGUGCCUCCUUUCUUGCCUCCCUUUCCAAUCCAUACUCUACUCUGCUACCUAAGCAAUUAUGUAAAAUAAAAAUAUUGUCAUUGUUUCCAUAAAAA